GCCAGGGAAGGCAUCGCAGCUGGUUGUGAACUGCAGUGUGGGCGCUGAGAACUGAGCCUGAGUCCUCUGAAGAGUAGCCAGUGCCCAUAACCACUGAGCUACCUGCCCAGCCCUGAAGAUAAAUAUGCACUUUCUAGGUGACGAUGGACAUACAGAGGACCCAAUCCUUGCUUCUGCUCUUGUUGCUGACCCUGCUGGGGUUAGGGCUUGUACAGCCCUCCUAUGGCCAAGAUAGAAUGUACCAACGGUUCCUUAGACAGCAUGUGGACCCUGAGGGGACAGGCGGCAGCGACAACUACUGCAACGUGAUGAUGCAGAGACGGAGGAUGACUUCUACCCAGUGCAAACGCUUCAACACCUUCAUCCACGAAGACAUCUGGAACAUUCGCAGCAUCUGUGAUACUGCCAAUAUCCCAUGCAAGAAUGGCAAUAUGAACUGUCACGAAGGCAUAGUGAGGGUCACUGACUGCAGAGAGACAGGGAGCUCUGUGCCCCACAACUGUAGGUACAGGGCGAGAGCCAGCACUAGGCGAGUUGUCAUUGCCUGUGAGGGUACCCCAGAGGUCCCAGUGCACUUUGACAGAUAGAUGACAUCCUGUAGCUGCUACUGCUGGCAGAUGACCUCUGAGUCAGUGAGAAAAGCAAUGAGGGAUGGCUCUAGGCUUUGCUUCCUUUGCUUGUGUCUUAUCCUCACAUAUAUCCAACGUAACCCAUGGUGUUAAGUACUUCUCAUCCAAGAGAAGAAAGAAGCCUCUUUUCACAGCACUGAUGGCCUUGUUCUCCCAGAUUCUAUCGCCUGGACCAUAUGCAUUACAUGUAUUUAGAUAGUAUUUCAACUAUAUAAAGAGCUUUUUCUGUCCAAGGUGUCUCAUUCCAACCCUCUAACACACCUUGAUGCCAAUACUGCCACUUUACUUAGAAGCUCAGAGUUAAAGGAUUUGACGACCAUACAAACGGUGGAGGAUCUCAGACAAAAAUCAACUGAACGGGCUACUCACAAAGGUUACUCACCUACUUCUGUUAUCCCUAAAUGUCAUCGUUAGGGAAGCCACUCGGAGUUUGGAAAUAGGGACUGGAGAGAUACCUCUGUGGUCAAGAGCACUGGCUGCUCCACUAGAGGACCCAGGUUCAAUUCCCAGUACCCUCACAGCAGCUCACAACGGUCUGUAUCCAGCUCUAGGUGGUUUGACACCCCACACAGAUAGACAUGUCGGCAGAACACCAAUGCACAUAAAAUUAAAAUAAGGAGUUUGGAAGUAAAACAUCGGCAAAAUGAGAGCUACUUGGCAUUAUUUUGGUUUGUGGCUACUAAGAUUUUUUUAACUAUAUGAAAAAUGUAGAACAUCACUAAGAUUGGUUUACCCUUCUCCGAAAGAUUUUCAAUAUUUUAUUAUAAUAAAGAACUGUAUGUUGAA
Messenger RNA from Rattus norvegicus (Norway rat), 1415 nucleotides. RefSeq names its product ribonuclease A family member 4 (gene Rnase4). Lineage: Eukaryota; Metazoa; Chordata; Mammalia; Rodentia; Muridae. Gene Ontology annotation, molecular function: nucleic acid binding; RNA nuclease activity. The record is from RefSeq and is a predicted model, not a curated record. Gene Ontology annotation, cellular component: extracellular region. Gene Ontology annotation, biological process: antibacterial humoral response.